CUGCAAGUCGAAGCGUCGGCCGCUUGCUCCUGCUCAUCAACAACGACAACCGACGCUCCUCCGGUCGCCCACACCCCCGUCUUCCCACAGACACACAAUGAACGUCGCGCCAUUGGCAAGACGGCCUCUGGGCUGCCUCAAGGCAAGCCUACGCCAAGCGAGGCAGCAAAAGAUGGUAUUCGCCCGCUGCAUGGCGACCGAGACAGCCCAGGCUCAGACAACCUCGACACCACCACCAACACCACCAUCAGCACCAGAACACGGCUUCUUCGCCCUCAAAGACCGCAAGACCAAGACGCUCCGCACCGCCUUCGCCGUAUACCCGUCGACCGUGGCGGCGGGCAGCAAGUCGCUGACGCCGCCGCCGGCCAACGCGCUGCAGGCGCUGCACGAGGCGCAGAUCAAGAAGAUGGACCCGACGGGGGCGCGGACGGCGCUCUUCGCCAAGACGCGCGAGGCGGCCAAGGUGGGCGACGUGCUCAUGGUGACGCACCGGCGCGGCGGCGAGCCCUUCGCGGGCGUGCUGCUGUCGAUCCGCCGCCGCGGCAUCGACACGGCCAUCCUGCUGCGCAACCACCUCGGCAAGGUCGGCGUCGAGAUGUGGUUCAAGAUCUACAACAAGAACGUCGCCGGCAUCGAGAUCGUCAAGCGCCGCAACAAGCGCGCCCGCCGCGCCCGCCUCACCUACAUGCGCAAGCCCAAGCACGACAUGGGCAGCGUCGAGGAGCUCGUCUUUGCCUGGAAGCGCUCCAGGAAGGUCUUCUCGAGCGGCAAGGCCGCCGGCGCCGCCGGUGGGGCGUCCAAGAAGGCGACAGACUCAAAGAAGAAAUAAAAGGUUGGCUGCUGCUGCUGCUGCUGUUGCUGCUGAAAGAGGGGCCCGGGCUGGAAAUCCGCGGGAGAUGGAGGAGAGCAGGUAUGAAAGACGAGGAGGGAUCGAAUUCGUGGAGUCUGUCUCCCUGGGGCGGAGUGAGUCCACCGCCGUGUACACGUGUAUACCAUGUAUAAGAAAAAAAAAGUUAUUUUUUUCUUCUUGUUCUGCUCUAGAGAAACGAGACGAAAUGUUAUAUUCAACUGCGCCGGAAUUUGCUGAGGUCGGCAUGUCCUCGGUGGAGCUGGGCCUCGUGCAACUGCCUUUUAUCCCCCCUUUAUAUCAGAGAGCAGGCCGAAGAGUGCGGCACGUUGCACGGGUUGUAUGUAUGUACCGUAGGCCAAGGUAUCCGAACCAGCCCGGGGGUUG
Molecule: messenger RNA, 1237 nt
Organism: Thermothelomyces thermophilus ATCC 42464
Lineage: Eukaryota; Fungi; Ascomycota; Sordariomycetes; Sordariales; Chaetomiaceae
Exons: 2
Coding region: 98-832 (244 amino acids)
Biological process (GO): translation
Cellular component (GO): ribosome; mitochondrial large ribosomal subunit
Molecular function (GO): structural constituent of ribosome
Source: RefSeq, a predicted model, not a curated record